This is a messenger RNA of Manihot esculenta (cassava), 1029 nucleotides long. Its product is annotated as thylakoid lumenal 16.5 kDa protein, chloroplastic. The transcript is spliced from 4 exons. NCBI's taxonomy places the organism in Eukaryota, Viridiplantae, Streptophyta, Magnoliopsida, Malpighiales, Euphorbiaceae. Gene Ontology annotation, biological process: photosystem II repair. The record is from RefSeq and is a predicted model, not a curated record. The coding region runs from base 101 to 790 and encodes 229 amino acids.
AAUACCUCUGAUUUUUCUAUUUUCCACCCAAAAAAAAAAUACCAGAAAAACUAAGAAAAAAGGAAAAAGAAAAGAAGAAGAAGAAGAAGAAAAAAAAGAAAUGGCAUCAACGUUUCUCUCAACUGCGAACUCCUUCCUCUCUUCCUCCUCCUCCUCUUUAUCUUCACUAACAACAACUGUAUUUUUCUGUCCAAAAAAGAACAAUGCCAGGAGACAGCUAAAAUUUUGCAGAACUUUUAGUAAGUCACCAUCGCCACCACCUUCUCCAAAUUUAACCAAAAGAAGCCUCUCUAUUUCCUUCAUCUCCAGCUUUGUCUUCUCAUUGGCUAGCAGGAGCAACUCCAGUAGUGCCAAUGCAGCUAUACUGGAAGCUGAUGAUGAUGAAGAGCUACUGGAGAGAGUGAAGAGAGACAGAAAGAAGAGGAUUGAAAGACAAGGUGUCAUUAGUUCAUCUAACAAGGAAAAAGGAUAUUUACAGGAUCUAGUUUACAAGCUGAGCAAGGUAGGUCAAGCCAUAGAAAACAAUGAUCUAACCACAGCUAGUUCUGUUCUUGGAGGAAGCACCAAUGCAGAUUGGGUCCAAAAGGCCAAUAUAGCUUUCUCCAAGCUGAGUUCUAGUCCUGAGGAGAAGACUCAGGUGGAUACAUUCAAUUCAUCUCUAGCUUCAUUGAUCUCAUCAGUUACUAACAAUGACAUUGAAUCCUCCAAAACUGCUUUUGUGUCGUCUGCCACCGCAUUCGAGAAAUGGACAACCUUGACAGGACUGGUUGGACAGCUCAAAGGGCUUUAGUUAGGCGGCAGGAAUUUUUUUUUUUCCAGUUUCGUGCAUAUUCUUUCUCCUUUCGAACAAUCUGAGUUACAUUCCUUUCACAACCUUGUUUAUAUUGUCUGAUCCUUUGUUGGUUUUCUUUGUGGUCAUGAAUAGUUAAACUGGGGAUCUACAGGUUAACUUGCCACAAGAGUUGUAGUUCUUUGCUCAAUCCUCUUGAGCUUCGGUUACAAUUAAUAAUACUUUUCUUCUUCUGCAAA